UCUCUGUGCACCAUCCUCCAGCCUGCCUCUGCUCUCAAAGAGACAAGACCUCCACAAGACCCCUUAUCCAGGUCACUCUUAAAGGACUGACUCGGGCGGUUCCAUGUUGCUGGUUUAGAGGGGGUGACUGUCAGCAGAGUCUUAGCAGCCUUGUUGGUGGCUCUUCUUUUAUAGCUAGUUAUUUAUAUAGUCCCUUCUCCUUGGUGUUUCAAGACCCAACUGCCAAAAUGUCCAGCAAAAGGGCGAAGGUGAAGACCAGCAAAAAGCGUCCUCAGAGGGCCACCUCUAAUGUCUUUGCCAUGUUUGACCAGUCACAGAUCCAGGAGUUCAAGGAGGCCUUCAAUAUGAUCGACCAGAACCGUGAUGGCUUCAUCGAUAAAGAGGACCUCCAUGACAUGCUGGCUUCAUUAGGUAAGAACCCCACCGACGAAUACCUUGAGGCCAUGAUGAACGAAGCACCAGGUCCUAUUAACUUCACCAUGUUCCUCACGAUGUUCGGAGAGAAGCUGAAUGGCACGGACCCCGAGGACGUCAUCAGAAACGCUUUUGCUUGCUUCGACGAGGAAGGAACAGGUUUUAUCCAAGAGGAAUACCUCCGGGAGCUCCUGACCACCAUGGGCGACAGAUUCACAGACGAAGAGGUGGACGAGCUCUUCCGAGAAGCUCCGAUUGACAAGAAGGGCAACUUCAAUUAUGUGGCGUUCACGCGCAUCUUAAAGCACGGUGCCAAGGACAAGGAUGAUUAGGAAGGGACCGGAUUGCACUGAAGACCCAUGCACAUAAUGCGUACUGCACAUCAUGUUUAAUUGUUGUAGGCCAAUUCACACGUGUUGGCUUUAGAAGGAAGGCACAUAACACUACAAGGCAAGACUGAUCGAUUUGAUAAACCUCGUAGAAAUUCUUAAUAUACUUCUAUACUGUAUUUAUAACUACAUAGUGGCGUACUCAGGAGCAAAAUGAAGCUGUAGCAGUGUUACAAGGGUUUGAAGUAAGCUCGGGAAUGAUGGUGGUCUACACGCUAGCAGCUUUGCUGUUCCAUUUUGUUAGGCUUUAACAUUUCAUCAGAAAACCAGUUAAAGACUGCUGAGAGUUAAGCUUAAAUCUGAAGUAUGGCACUACCGUUGCUGUAUUAAAUUAUUGACGCACUAAUUAUUUAUGCACUUUUUUUUUGUUGUUCAGCGAUACUGUUUAGAUACAAAGUUUAAGAAUACACACGUUGGUUUGUUUUAAAGUGUGCAGCUGAAAGUUACACUGAGCACUAUGGUCAUUGCUACUACUGAAAUAUUAGUAAGGGUGCUUCCAACCAACCAAUGAAGUAUGUAACCACAUGGUAGAGGCAGCUUCCACAAUGUAACAAGCUCGUCCAUCGUAAAAUAGGAUGCUGUUGUGGUUUUCCAUUUGUGGUGUAAAGUAAAGCAAUAAUCUUCCACUGCAAAGUCUCACAGAAUGUAUAACUGAAAUAAAGAACCGUGUAUAACAAA
Molecule: messenger RNA, 1481 nt
Organism: Neoarius graeffei (lesser salmon catfish)
Lineage: Eukaryota; Metazoa; Chordata; Actinopteri; Siluriformes; Ariidae
Product: myosin regulatory light chain 2, smooth muscle minor isoform
Exons: 5
Coding region: 228-746 (172 amino acids)
Cellular component (GO): cytoplasm
Molecular function (GO): calcium ion binding
Source: RefSeq, a predicted model, not a curated record